AAGUUGAGAACUCAAGUUUACAAUUAUUCGUCCUGGACGAGCUCUUCAAGCUGCUUCGUUCUGCUAAACGUCGUGCCCAUCGUCAGUAACGGCGACGGCAUUCACAACCAACUAAUUUCAGUCUAAACUUGGUUUUAAACACUUUCUAGUAAUCGCUGGACAGGUUGUGCAAUUGAACAUCGCCUGAACAGCCGAAGGAUCUCCGACCUUUUUAUAAAGCCCUAACUCAGCUGCGCGCAUGCCUCGCCGCACUUCUGCUCGCCUUACCUCCUCCGUCACUCCACAAGCACCUUCAGUUUCUUUUCAACUUCCUGUCUCAGAUGCAGAUCCCAGUAUCCUUCAGCUCAGGCGACACUGGAAAUGGGCCGCCUUCAGCCAGUUCUUCUUCACAUUUAAUGCUCUGUUUGCCUUGAAUGACGUGACCUUGAUCGACAUCGAAAAUGACCUCGCAUACUCUACCAACCGCGUUUUAUCUCGCAUCAUGACACGAUUACUUGUCACGUUAACGCAGGACAGAAAAAUAUCUGUCAAUAACUGGCAAACUGUCCUGCGAAAGCAAUAUAUGAGACGCGACCCAGACGAAAAUCCCAUAGGACCCAUUCAGCAAAUAUACGCAAAUGCCGCAGAGUCCUCGCGUGCAUCCACUGCUCCCCCAUUCCCAUCCGAAACCGCAGAAGAGUUGGUCCAAGAGGAGGCAAAGAAAAGCGUGACGCACGAAGACGGAGCGUCUGCUGACGGUGAUGCUGUCCCGGAUGAUUCUGCGGAUGCGGUUGAAGACAAGUCGGAGGAAACCAAGAUCGAUGAUUUGAAGGAUGAAGCCACUGCAUCUUCCUCAGAGGUUUUACAGGACUCCGAGCUACAACAGCAGAUUGACUGGCUCGACCUGUCUACGGUCAAGAAACUGGACUCCCUACACACUCUUAUGGAAUGGCAGUUUCAUAAUCCUAAUCGUCUACGUACCCAGAUGAAAGACGACGACGAGAAUGCGCAAUGGCGCAUAGAGCCGAUAGGAUAUGACGCCAAGCGUAAUGCCUACUGGCUCAUAGGUGCUGACCGUCUGUGGAUUCAACGUGAACCUCCACGUCCUAUUCUCAAACGUAAGCGGCUCGCAAACCCCAACACGUCGAAAUCCACUGGCAAAAAGUCUUACAACAAAAACAAACGCCAGCGAGUCGAUCCAGAACCAGAGCCCACGCCUCCACCCACAACGCCCGCCAAACCAUCUCGCCGGCGCAAUCAAGCACAGGCACAGAACUCCAGCCCGUCCGGUUCACGCGGUACCCGCGCUGCCAAAGCACGUGCAAAUCAGAAGCUCGAUGCACAGGCGAAGGACCUUGCUGAAUUCCAGCGUCAGAUGGCUCGGAGCAAGUCUGCUAAUGCCAGGCCUCUGACUCCACGUCGCCCUUCUGGGAUUCGACUGAGUGCGCGGUUGCGCGGUACGUUGGCAGAGGAUGAGUGGCAGGAGGUGCCAGAAGAAUGGCUUUCUCCCACCGCCCAAGACGGAGAGGAGGGAGAGGAGAAGACGCCGCUCAAGGCUAAGGCGAGGCUGAAAACAGGGCUUGAGAGUGAUGAAGACUCGGUCAGCGAUCUCACGGAGCUUAGUGAGGACGAUGACACAAACGAGGGGAACGCCCAAGAAGAAGCCGACGGAGAAGAGGAUAAAGAAUCUGGCGUUAAAGAUGAAGAGUCCGAAGCGGAAUUUGUUCCGGUUCCUGAUAAACCAAACGGCAAAGUUGAUAUUGAUGAGGAAGACGAGGAGCCUCCAUCUCUUCCCGAAGGUUUCGUUGAAUGGGAGACGAUCUGUAUCACUCUCGAAGAGUGGGAGAGCUUCCCCGAGCAAUUUGAGAAAGCCACUCACUAUGCCGAGAAGUCCCUGUAUAAGGUAUUGACGCAGAGCAUCGUCCCGGAAAUAACCGCUGAGCUCAGGGAGGUGGAGAAGAAGAAGCGCAAGGAAGAAGCGGUCGUGCAUCGCAAGCGCUCAUCUCGUAUUGCUAUCAAGGAAAGUGAGAAGGAGCAAGAAGUACUAGCUGCGAAGAAGCGCGCAGAGGAAGAUGAGAAGAUGGGUCGAGCUCGAAGGGCUGAAACGCGUCGACAAAAAGAGGAAGCGGAUCGGAUUAAGAGGGAGAAUGCUAGAGAGCAACGCAGAAAGGAGCGAGAAGCUAAGCAAGUUGCAGAACCUGAAGCCAAUGCCAGCGCCGACGCGGUAAUCGAUGUCGUGAGUCAAGAGCCUUCCUCGUCUGCCAUACCACCUGGGCAGAUGGGCAAGUUUCCAUCAUUGUCUGUUCCUGUUACCACCAAUGGAACAGGCGCUGCUAGCAGUGGAUCGCGGACGCCAGCCGAAGACUGGGAGCUGGAUUGCGAGGUCUGCGGCAGACAAGGGAUUAACCGGGAUGACGGCGUUCCCAUCAUGUGCUGUGGUCGAUGUUCGAAGUGGCAGCAUAUAGGGUGCCAUGAUCAACGAGACAUCACUGCAGGUCGCCCGAAACGUAACUGGGAUGCCGAGGACUUCAUCUGCAGAAGGUGUCAUGCGUCGGGAUCCAGAUCUUCCUCAUUUAGCAACAGUCAAUUACCGACACCAACCGAUCUGAAAGCAGUUUAUGGUUCAGUUGGAACGCAGCCCUACUACAGCAGCCAGCAGAGUUACUCCCAUAGCCGCUAUCCCAACGGAAGCUAUUACGCUGGCGGCGCGCCAAGUGGGAGAUACAGCUACGAACACCAGUCUGACAUAAGGUCAUCUGGUGUACCUUCUCAGUCUUAUACUCAAGCUCCCCGUACUCCUGGCGUCACGUUUGCGCACUAUCAACCUCAGCAAGGAGGAUUUUCGACAUCGCGUCCAUCUUAUUCCAUUCAAGAGCCUGUUCCUGUAGCUCAGCAGACUCGCUAUCCGCAGUCCACAUCUCCGGUCACUGGUGUAAGCCAAUAUCCCGGGUCCUUACAGACCCAUUCAUCUCCUCACGUCCAGGUGCAGCCCCAACACCGGUGGCAACCCUCCAGCUAUUCUCGGAGCGACGCAUCUUACAGCAUGAGUGCAGCUGUCCCGCCUUCUCCAUACACCUCCCAACAGCAACCCUACUAUCCUGGAACCUCCUCCUCAAGUACCUCAGCUCCGUUCUCUCAAAUGCAUGGUGCGAAUCACCAAUCCGUGCCACAGUAUUCUGGAUACCAACACACCGCUCCUUACCAACAAAGUAGAUGAGUUUGUUACAUACGUACGCCCUUUUUUUUCGCAGGGAACACUUUGAUUUAUCGAGAUAUUCGUAAGUAAGAACUGCAAGUACAUAGUUGGUGGGGGG
Molecule: messenger RNA, 3293 nt
Organism: Suillus clintonianus
Lineage: Eukaryota; Fungi; Basidiomycota; Agaricomycetes; Boletales; Suillaceae
Exons: 10
Coding region: 239-3196 (985 amino acids)
Biological process (GO): regulation of DNA-templated transcription
Cellular component (GO): RSF complex
Source: RefSeq, a predicted model, not a curated record